CCGUGAACAACGCAAAGAUGGGUCGAGAAUCGUGGCACUCUUCAGACUCUGAUGACUUCUCAUUAAAAUCCACAUCAUCCGCCGAGUCGGUACUCCCAGAAUCAAAACGACGUUCUCUGAGGCAGAGAAUAAAAAAGUCUCUACGGAACAUUGGACAUCCACCCACUUACACCUACGACCUGGAACAUGGCACCGAUACUCGGAAUCCCGCUCUUAUCGGGCCCAUGGGCUCCAACGCCCUCAACCAGUCAUUGCGGUUAUAGUGGUCCGAGGUCGAGGCGCGGAAAACAGCACAACAGUUGAACGAGAGCAAGAACUAAGGAAUUAAGUUUGAUACAGAGGG
Colletotrichum navitas is the source of this 343-nucleotide messenger RNA. RefSeq lists its product as uncharacterized. The record is from RefSeq and is a predicted model, not a curated record. The coding region runs from base 18 to 263 and encodes 81 amino acids. The transcript has a single exon. NCBI's taxonomy places the organism in Eukaryota, Fungi, Ascomycota, Sordariomycetes, Glomerellales, Glomerellaceae.